Blastomyces dermatitidis ER-3 is the source of this 867-nucleotide messenger RNA. RefSeq lists its product as uncharacterized. The coding region runs from base 63 to 491 and encodes 142 amino acids. The record is from RefSeq and is a predicted model, not a curated record. NCBI's taxonomy places the organism in Eukaryota, Fungi, Ascomycota, Eurotiomycetes, Onygenales, Ajellomycetaceae. The transcript has a single exon.
AAUGUCUUGCAUGCAUGAAACUACUGCGGAUGUCCUUCUCCCCUCUCUGACAACUAUGAGGGAUGCGCAUACGUAGCCUCACCACCAUACAGACCAGCAACCCCAGAGCAAAAACAUCACACUACUACUUCUUUCUAUACGGAGUAAUUCCCUUAGCAACUAAUAAAUUACUAAAUUCAACCAUCCUAAACCGGAACUAUCUAAUUCUAGCCUCUUCCUCUGUUCCCGUCUACUCCAUAAACGCGAAAAGGGAAAAAAAAAAGUCCAAAGCCAAAGCUCCGAGGUUCCGCUCCCAGAACAACCACGAAAAUAGCUGCCCCGUCAGACCAAUGAGACUCAGCCCGAACUCCAAUCACUCCAAUCAUCGCCAACCCAGACCCAGCGAGUGGCUAACAGUCUCUCUCACAGCCAAAGCACCGGCUUGGAAUGAUUCAUCAAUUCAUAGUACGGAGUACGGAGGUGUGGAACAUAUAAGUCCAUGCACACGCUAGAAAUUUAUUUUGAAAUUCCAAUACUGGAGUCAAAUUGUACCGGCCCGUGCUCUCAAUAAUAAUGUUCAGGAGGUCAGGCCCCUAUAAUAUUAAGCACUCAAUAGUUGCCCAUCAAGCUGAGAGAUAGACAUCACAGGCAUCAGCAGGGCUCAUAAUCACCUCUAAACUGUUCACAAAAGGGAUGGUAAUCCUUUUACCACUUAAAUUACUAGUGUCUGCAAGAACUUAAGUUCCACACCUCCGUUGUGACAGCCUGACAGGGAGGAACCCAUCGGAAUCCCUCGUUAUCAGUCGCGAUGCGCUCUCCCUUUCCUUCUAAAGUAUUCUCAGAAAUGCUUCAGUUUAACUUUUCUUUUUUUUUUUGCUUUUUUUUUAU